AUGGCUGAUUAUCCCGCAAGUGAGAGCUUUCUGACAGAUGAGCCUGAUGAUCGAUUCCUGAAUGGCUCCCAGCUCUCGCUUUCUGGUGAAAAUAUGGAAGCAAAGGUCAAGGAGAUAGAAGCCCGAUUGGACCGAAUGAAGAUGGAUCAAAUGAGGGCGGGACAAGUUCCGAGCGAAGGAUACCCCUCUCGACCACCGCCAGUUCGGCAGAUGAGCAAUCCGAAUCCAAGAGCUGCAGACAGAAUUCCUGACAUCUUCUGA
Molecule: messenger RNA, 261 nt
Organism: Oikopleura dioica
Lineage: Eukaryota; Metazoa; Chordata; Appendicularia; Copelata; Oikopleuridae
Source: the annotation of a GenBank genome assembly